AUGUCGACGAAUACCUCUUCACCUACCGCGAUCGGCAGGAUUAAUAGCCAGCUGUCAGAGCUAGUUCGCAGCAUCAGCAACCAAGAUGUAGAGUCGCGAUACAAGACAGAAGAGGCCGACAACCGGCUACCGACAGACGAUACGCCAGACUCGAGCUCGUUCCAAGCCGCAGGGGAGAGGACCAUCCUAUCAUGGGAGCCGAAUGACAAGGGGAAUCCUCACAACUGGCCCAAAUGGCGGAAAGUCACUAUCCUAGUGACAACAAUGUUGAUGGUGAUCAACAGCACAAUGAGUAGCUCAUUGCCGAGUAUGGCCAUACCGUACAUAGCAGACGAGUGGGGAGUCGUUUCCAAGCUUCAGAUGGUGCUUCCAAUGUCCACUUACCUCGCGGGCUAUGUUUUUGGCCCAAUUAUAUGGGGUCCUCUGAGUGAGCACCUUGGGCGGCGAAACUUGACUCUUGGCACUUUCACCAUGUUCAUGAUAUGGACAAUGGCUUGCGCGCUUGCUCCUAACUGGCCUGCUUUUCUCAUCUUCCGAUUCCUCUGUGGGAUAUUCGCCAGCGCACCUAUUGCUGUCGUCACUGGAUUUCUGGCCGAUAUUUACGAUGAUCCCGUGCCAAGGGGUCGGGCUAUGGCCUGGUUCAUGGCGACAACCAUCGGAGGACCUCUAUUCGCUCCAGUCAUAUCCGGGUUCUGCUCUCCAAGCGUGGGCUGGCGCUGGACAUUCUGGGUAGGACUGAUAUAUGCCGGAGUAACCUUGGUCCCGAUCGCUCUACUGCCAGAGACGUAUGCGCCUGUGCUGUUGACGCGGCGAGCGGCCAAGAUGCGUAAAGCGAACCCGAAAGCCGAAUUUUAUUCGGCGUUCGAACUCGAAAACCACGACAUGACACAAUUACUGACUAGGGUUCUGACCCGGCCUAUUCGAAUGCUCCUCACAGAACUCAUCGUGACAGCUACGUGUCUUUACCUUGCUCUAGUCUACGCUAUUUUCUACAUGUCGUUUCAGGCCUUCCCUUUGAUCUUCCAAGGUGUGUACGGCCUUUCACCAGGCGUCACGGGCUUGUGCUACCUGCCUAUCGGCGCCGGAGCUCUGCUCACUUUACCCGUCUUCUUCUGGUACGACCACUACCUUCGCAGAGCGCAAGCCAAGGACCUACCUUGGGCAAGACAAGAAGAAUACCGAAGAGUCCCACUGGCGGCGCUGGGCGGACCUCUAUUCGUCAUAUCACUCUUCUGGCUCGGAUGGUCAGCAAAGUCGGACGUGCCCUUUGUCGUGCCGAUGCUAGCCGGCCUCCCCUUUGGCGCCGGCUUCAUGCUGAUCUUCAUGGGGAUGCUCAACUAUCUGACAGACGCCUACGAGAUCUUCGCAGCGAGCGCCAACGCCGCAGCUAGCUCGGUGCGGUCGAUCUUUGCUGUUGUACUGCCACUGGCUACGGCGCCCAUGUUCCAACGGUUGGGGAUCAGUGGCGCAUGUAGCCUGCUUGGUGGGCUGAGCCUGAUCAUGAGUGCCAUACCGUUCAUCUUCCUUUGGAAGGGCGAGAGGAUACGGGCGGGCUCCGAGUUCUGUAUCGCGCUCAAGGAGAGAAGGCUCGAGAUGGAGCGGAAAGUCGCAGAGCAGCGGGACAGGAAGAGUCGCUCGGGCGCUGAUGGUGGCAUGUUCCGGGAAAAGGAAAGCGUGUGA
Messenger RNA from Anthostomella pinea, 1680 nucleotides. Lineage: Eukaryota; Fungi; Ascomycota; Sordariomycetes; Xylariales; Xylariaceae. The record is from the annotation of a GenBank genome assembly.